Molecule: messenger RNA, 1107 nt
Organism: Aspergillus pseudoviridinutans
Lineage: Eukaryota; Fungi; Ascomycota; Eurotiomycetes; Eurotiales; Aspergillaceae
Product: glycoside hydrolase family 88/105 protein
Exons: 1
Coding region: 1-1107 (368 amino acids)
Biological process (GO): carbohydrate metabolic process
Source: RefSeq, a predicted model, not a curated record
AUGACGUCCAACAGACCCUCGCAGACCGAGGUCCAUCAGACCGUCAAGCAGCUCAUCACCAACCUGGUCAACAUCAAAGACGCCACAGGAAAGUUCCUGCUGCGGCUACAGGAUGGUCGGGUCAUUGACACCAAAUCCUGGCACGGGUGGGAGUGGACGCAUGGUAUCGGGCUGUACGGCAUCUGGAAGUACUAUGAGAUGACGGGCGAUGAGUCCCUCCUGCGCAUCAUUGAAGAUUGGUUUGCGGCGCGGUUCGCUGAGGGCGGCACCACCAAGAACAUCAACACUAUGGCUGUCUUCCUGACGCUGGCCUACGUCUACGAGAAGACGGGCAACGUGACCUACCUGCCCUGGUUGGAUGCCUGGGCCGAAUGGGCCAUGUACGAGUUGCCUCGCACGCGGUACGGCGGCAUGCAGCACGCGACCUACCUGACCGAGAACUACCAGCAGCUGUGGGACGACACGCUGAUGAUGACCGUCCUGCCGCUGGCCAAGAUCGGCAAGCUCCUGAACCGUCCCGAGUACAUUGCCGAGGCCAAGCGGCAGUUUCUCGUUCACAUCAAGUACCUCUUCGACACCCAAACGGGACUCUGGUUCCACGGUUGGACCUUCGAGGAGGGAGGGCACAACUUUGCGCGCGCACGCUGGGCCCGCGGCAACAGCUGGGUCACCAUCGUCAUCCCCGAGAUUAUCGAGCUGCUCGACCUCGAGCCGACGGAUCCGAUCCGCAUCCACCUCAUCGAUACGCUCGAGGCCCAGUGCGAGGCCCUGCAGCGGCUCCAGGAGAGCGAGACCGGCUUCUGGCAUACCCUCCUCGACCAUCCGGACUCGUACGUCGAAGCGUCUGCAACCGCCGGGUUUGCGUACGGCAUCUUGAAAGCCGUCCGCAAGCGAUACAUCGGCGGGCAGUAUCGUCCCGUCGCGGAGAAAGCGAUUGCAGCAGUGAUGAGCGCGGUGGACGAGCAUGGCGAGCUCCAGAAUACCAGCUUCGGCACGGGAAUGGGUGAUUGCUUGCAGUUCUACAAGGACAUUCCGCUGACGGCAAUGCCAUACGGGCAAGCGAUGGCAAUUAUGGCGUUGGGAGAAUACCUGCGGACAUGUUUAUAA